AUGUUUCGCGGCAUUAUGGUAUCAGAUUCUGAUACUAAAUUCCAACGAAUCGUUUGGCGGGAGGAUGCGGGUUCACCAGUGGAGCAUUACCGACUACUCACGGUAACCUACGGCCUUGCUGCGUCGCCUUUUCUUGCUGUACGUGUUCUCAAGCAACUGGCAGAAGACCAUAAGGUAACCUACCCAUUUGCAGCGCGUGUAAUAUUGAAUGAUACGUAUGUCGAUGACAUAGCUACCGGAUGUGAUAACGUCGACGAGCUACUCCAGCUUAAAACUGAACUUAUCGAGCUACUAAAACGUGCAAAUUUUAAGUUACAAAAAUGGUGUUCGAAUUGCAAACCGUUGUUGGAAACCUUACCAAGAGAGCUGUGUGAGCAUAGCCCAAUCGACAUCGCUUCCGAGCCCAACAUUUUAUGUGUUAAAUUGCUUGGAAUACAGUGGAGCCCUGACACGGACGAGUUCCAGAUAGCAACUAAAUUGCCUGAGUCAUGCAGCGAGCCAACGAAGCGCAGUGUGUUAUCGACAACAGCCAAAAUCUUUGAUCCUCUUGGUCUGGUGUCACCGAGUGUCGUGCUCUUUAAAAUACUUUUACAAGAAACUUGGUGUCAAGGUGUCGACUGGGAUACUAAGCUGCCACCCACUUUGAGUGAUCACUGGAAGAAAAUACUAUCCGAGUUGCAUUAUCUCUCCAAUGUCAGGAUUCCACGUCAAAUAGCUCCAGCCGGCGUCUCAAUCGAAAUCCACGGCUUUGCAGAUGCCUCAUCGUCGGCAUACGCAGCUGCAGUUUAUAGUAGAUCCAAGCUAAGUGACGAUUCCUUCGUUGUAAAUUUAAUUGCCGCAAAAACCAGGGUUGCCCCGUUAAAGCCCCUGUCAAUUCCGCGCUUGGAAUUAAGCGCCGCUCAUUUGCUAACCAAAUUG
Rhagoletis pomonella (apple maggot) is the source of this 918-nucleotide messenger RNA. RefSeq lists its product as uncharacterized. NCBI's taxonomy places the organism in Eukaryota, Metazoa, Arthropoda, Insecta, Diptera, Tephritidae. The record is from RefSeq and is a predicted model, not a curated record. The annotation marks the transcript as partial. The transcript has a single exon.